Megalops cyprinoides (Indo-Pacific tarpon) is the source of this 2226-nucleotide messenger RNA. Its product is annotated as sodium-dependent noradrenaline transporter-like. Lineage: Eukaryota; Metazoa; Chordata; Actinopteri; Elopiformes; Megalopidae. Gene Ontology annotation, cellular component: presynaptic membrane; neuronal cell body membrane; neuron projection. The transcript has 15 exons. The record is from RefSeq and is a predicted model, not a curated record. The coding region runs from base 299 to 2179 and encodes 626 amino acids. Gene Ontology annotation, molecular function: dopamine:sodium symporter activity; norepinephrine:sodium symporter activity. Gene Ontology annotation, biological process: dopamine uptake involved in synaptic transmission; sodium ion transmembrane transport.
UUAAAGUUUCUCUAGAAUGGGCUGCAACUCCUCAGAUUCAUCUCGACGACAGAAGCAAAGGACCAUGGAGCCUUACCUCCUGUUUGUCAACUGAUGACACAUGUGGAGAUCACUCAGCUCCCAAGAAGCUUUGCCUUAACGGAGUUUCUACAUCAUCAUCACCAUCAUCAUCAUCAUCAUCAUCAUCAAUAUUGUCAUCAUCACUACCACCAUCAGGAGCUGCGGCACCAGUAUCAUCUUUGCGCACUCCCCUGGGCUGUAAGCGCACGAGGCUGGCAGGCUUCGUAUAUCCAAGAAGAUGAACAUCCAAGUCCUGCCAGACCAUAAACUGUCAUCUGUUGCUCCCCUGAAACCGUACAACAAUGUGGAGAAGAAAGAAGUGGAAUUAAUCCUGGUCAAGGACCGGAAUGGUGUCCAAUAUACCAACUCCUCCAUCAUCCCCGCCUCGAACACCCACGGCUGCCCACCCGGCUCCGCUGAGGACGAGGACAGAGAGACUUGGGGCAAGAAGAUAGACUUUCUCCUCUCGGUCAUUGGUUUCGCGGUGGACUUGGCCAACGUAUGGAGAUUUCCUUAUUUAUGCUAUAAAAACGGAGGAGGUGCCUUUCUGAUUCCUUACACCCUUUUCCUCGUCAUUGCUGGGAUGCCUCUGUUUUACAUGGAGCUUGCCCUGGGUCAGUACAACAGAGAAGGGGCUGCCACUGUCUGGAAGAUAUGCCCUGUGUUUAAAGGUGUUGGCUACACCGUGAUCCUUAUUGCUUUGUAUGUGGGCUUCUACUACAAUGUCAUCAUAGCUUGGUCUCUGUACUACCUGUUCUCCUCAUUCACAAGUGAACUGCCCUGGCUCAAGUGUGGGAAUAUCUGGAACAGCAACAACUGUACUGAACGCCAGCUCCUCAAUGGGUCCUUUGUGAUGAAUGGAACAUCAUAUUCCAAGCAUAAGAUCACACCUGCAGCAGAGUUUUAUGAGCGCGGUGUUCUGCACCUCCAUGAGAGCAAAGGCAUACAGGACCUGGGUCUGCCGCGCUGGGAGCUCACCCUCUGCCUGGUGGUGGUGGUCUUUAUCCUCUACUUCAGCCUGUGGAAAGGAGUCAAGUCAUCUGGGAAGGUGGUGUACAUCACAGCCACCAUGCCCUACCUGGUACUGUUUGUGCUGCUCAUCAAUGGCAUCACUCUGCCAGGUGCCAUGGACGGUAUCAGGGCCUACCUACACAUCGACUUCAAACAGCUCAACAAUCCCUCGGUAUGGAUUGAGGCGGCAACUCAGAUAUUCUACUCACUCGGCGCAGGAUUUGGGGUUUUGAUCGCAUUUGCCAGCUAUAAUAAAUUUGAUAAUAACUGCUACAGGGAUGCCAUCCUGACCAGCACCAUCAACUGCGUCACCAGUUUCUUCUCAGGGUUUGCUAUUUUCUCUGUGCUGGGAUACAUGGCCGUCAAACAUGGUGUGGACAUUAAGGAUGUGGCCACUGAAGGGCCUGGACUGGUGUUUAUUAUCUACCCAGAGGCCAUCUCCACUCUCCCAGGCUCCACCUUCUGGGCCAUUGUGUUCUUCAUCAUGCUCCUAACACUGGGCAUCGACAGUUCUAUGGGUGGUAUGGAGGCUGUUAUCACUGGUCUCACUGAUGAUUUCCAAAUCCUAAAGAGGAACAGGAAGAUCUUCACAUUCGUCACGGCAUUUGGAACCUUCUUAAUUGCCUUGUUUUGCAUCACCAAUGGAGGGAUCUAUGUCCUGACAUUGUUAGACACCUAUGCUGCUGGAACCUCCAUUCUGUUCGGGGUGUUGAUAGAAGCUAUAGGGGUGUCCUGGUUCUAUGGUGUGGACAGAUUCAGUGAGGAUAUUGAGCGCAUGAUGGGCUUCAAGCCAGGCCUCUACUGGAGGCUGUGCUGGAAGUUUGUCAGUCCGGCCUUUUUGCUGUUUGUGGUGAUCGCCAGUAUUGUCACCUCUUCUGGUCUGAAGUACGAUGGCUACAUCUUUCCUCAGUGGUCCAGUGUGGUUGGUUGGGGAAUAGCAAUGUCAUCAAUGCUCUUUGUUCCUGCCUAUGCCAUCUACAAGUUCCUUACUGUAAAGGGAACAUUCAAAGAGAGGAUAGCUUACUGCAUCACACCUGAACAUGAACAUCACCUUGUGGCUGAAGGAAAUAUCAGGCAGUUCAAGUUAAAGCACUGGCUUGCCAUUUGACACCGCCCUAUUGCAACCUGACAUGCCAGGACAUUGAAGAAAUUGCU